AUGGCAUCCUUUGCCAUGGCAUUUCCGUCAAAGAAAGAGGACGAAAGCGGUCUGAGCUCUUACUAUAACAACAAAACCACCAUCAUCCAAGAAGCUCGCGUCUUCAAUGAUUCUCCAAUUAGUCCACGAAAAUGCAGGGCGCUCAUCACUCGCAUCGUCUAUCUUCUCUAUGUCGGAGAGACUUUUGGACCCCAGGAAGCUACCACCUUAUUCUUUGGGACAACAAAACUGUUCCAGCAUAAAGAUAGCGCGUUGCGGCAAGCGGUGUAUCUGGCCAUCAAGGAGCUUGCUACUACUGCUGAAGAUGUAAUAAUGGUUACAAGCAGCAUAAUGAAGGACAUGCAGCCCAACUCUGAAGUUAUCUACCGGCCCAAUGCGAUCAGAGCACUAUGUCGUAUCAUUGACCCCUCAAUGGCUCAGGGCGUAGAACGGUUCUUCAAGGCGGCCAUAGUCGACCGCAACCCCGCAAUUGCCUCCGCCGCUCUCGUCUCAGCAUACCAUCUUUUCCCUCACGCUAAAGACGUCGUCAAGCGUUGGGUUAACGAAGCGCAAGAAGCCGUCAACGCCAAGUCGUCUUCGACCUUCUUCGGUUCGAGCUCUGGGGGUGGGUAUCUUGGCUUUGGCGGCUCAUCCAGCCAACCCAACGGACCCCAGGCAAUUGCCUCCUCGAGCUAUAUCGCGCAGUAUCAUGGUUUAGGUCUUCUCUAUCUUAUCCGCCAGCAGGACAGAAUGGCAGUGACAAAGAUGAUUCAACAACUUGGCGGAGGCAAGUCAGGUGCUGGCACCACAUUGAAGAACCCGAUGGCCUUGUGCAUGCUCAUUCGAUACGCCGCCAAAGUUAUGGAGGAAGACCCCAAUGUUCAAAGACAAAUGGUAGAAUUGCUAGAGGGCUGGUUACGUCACAAGAGCGAUAUGGUCAACUUUGAGGCAGCGCGGGUCAUCUGCGAAAUGAAAAAUGCUACACCGGCUCAGUUAACAAAAUCAAUAGCUGCUCUUCUUGUCAUCGCCAAAGCCUGUUUUGAAAUUUGCUGCCACUCGCACACUGGCUGCUCUUGCUCUCACGCACCCAAGCAGUGUGGCCACAUGCAAUGUCGAUCUCGAAAGCCUCAUCGCAGACCCCAAUCGCAGCGUGGCGACAUACGCCAUCACCACACUUCUAAAGGUCGGACCGGAAAUGAAGCUUCGGUUGAUCGUCUCAUCAAGCAAAUUACCGGUUUUAUGACGGAAAUCAGCGACGAAUUCAAAGUUAUCAUCGUUGAUGCCAUCCGCUCCCUGUGUCUCAAAUUUCCCACAAAGCAUGUUUCCAUGCUCAGUUUCCUAUCUGGAGUUUUACGAGACGAAGGUGGCUAUGACUUCAAGCGUGCUGUCGUCGAGGCUAUGUUCGACAUGAUCAAGUUUAUCGGCGAAUGCAAAGAGCAAGCUCUCUCUCAUCUUUGCGAGUUCAUUGAAGACUGCGAAUUCACGAAACUUUCUGUCCGAAUCCUUCAUUUGCUUGGCGUGGAGGGUCCAAAAUCACCACAACCAGCGAAAUACAUUCGCUUCAUCUACAACCGCGUGGUCUUAGAGAAUGCAACCGUUAGAGCAGCGGCAGUGACGAGCUUGGCCAAGUUUGGUGUUAAUUCCCCUGAAGCUAGCUUGAAGCGCAGCAUCACUGUGCUACUCAAUCGGUGUCUUGAUGAUGUUGACGAUGAAGUUCGCGACCGUGCUGCCUUCUUUCUGAAGGUUUUCAAGGAGAAACCCCUCGCAGACACAUACGUCAAAGAAGAGUCGGUAUUCUCAUUAGCUGCGCUGGAAGCCAAAUUGGUAGCAUAUGUUAAGGAUCCGUCAUCAGCUGGUCAAGCCUUAGACGUCUCUUCAGUGCAGAAGAUCAGUCGGGCACAAGCUGCCCAAGAAGCUGCUCGACCAAGUUCGCUCGAUACCAUAGGUGUUCCAGCACCAAAUAAGGCAGUCGAUGCACCUGUGGCCCCGUCAGCGGCAGAGAAACAAUCAGCAUAUCUCCAACAGCUUUCCGAAGUUCCAGAAUUUGGAUCCUACGGCCCUGUGAUUAACAGCAGUUUAACACCUGCCCAGCUGACCGAGAACGAAACGGAGUAUCAAGUUACAUGUGUCAAGCAUGUCUUCAAAGAGCAUAUCGUGUUCCAGUACAACGUAUCCAACACUCUACCAGAUACCGUGCUGGAGCAGGUUUCCGUCAUUAUGCAACCCCAAUCCGACGACAACGCGCUGAGUGAAGACUUCAUCAUCCCGUUGCCUGCCCUCACCGCUGCCAAUUCGCCUGGCACCAUCUACGUCUCCUUCACACGCAAUUCUCCAGAUCAGUUCGCAUUAGGGUCCUUCCAAUGCACACUCAAGUUCAUCAGCAAAGAACUUGACCCUGCCACAGGAGAGCCCGAGGAAGAAGGCUACGAAGAUGAGUACCAGCUCGAGGAAGUCGAAUUAAGUGCCGGAGGAGAUUAUAUUAUCCCAAGUUACUCAACCUUCGGUGCCGAGUGGGAUAGGCUGCGUUCUGCUCCGAGUGCUACGGAAACCUUCGCGUUGUCAGCGAUGGAAAGUCUCAAAGCGGCGUGCGACUCCAUUAUCGAAGUUCUCAAUAUGGAACCACUUGGUGGCAGUGAAGUACCCUCAUCAACGUCAGUGCACACCCUACAGCUAUCUGGACUCGUAACGGGCGGUGGCGGAAAGGUGCUCGUGCGCUGUCGGAUGACGUUCUCGCGGGGCCAGGGCGUGACUCUGGAGCUUGGUGUCCGAGCUGAAAAGCAGGAAGUAUGCAACCUUGUGCUCACGGCUGUUGGUGGUUAAGGUUGUGUUUUCUGUAGGGUACAUAGUAGUUUUUUCUGGCCUAAUACCAUCCUGGAUUUGAACACGG
Molecule: messenger RNA, 2866 nt
Organism: Laccaria bicolor S238N-H82
Lineage: Eukaryota; Fungi; Basidiomycota; Agaricomycetes; Agaricales; Hydnangiaceae
Product: coatomer protein
Exons: 11
Coding region: 1-2799 (932 amino acids)
Biological process (GO): intracellular protein transport; endoplasmic reticulum to Golgi vesicle-mediated transport; protein secretion
Cellular component (GO): Golgi membrane; endoplasmic reticulum-Golgi intermediate compartment; endoplasmic reticulum
Molecular function (GO): structural molecule activity
Source: RefSeq, a predicted model, not a curated record